Messenger RNA from Lodderomyces theae, 447 nucleotides. RefSeq lists its product as uncharacterized. The record is from RefSeq and is a predicted model, not a curated record. The transcript has a single exon. The coding region runs from base 1 to 447 and encodes 148 amino acids. Lineage: Eukaryota; Fungi; Ascomycota; Pichiomycetes; Serinales; Debaryomycetaceae.
AUGAAGGACGGAUCAUUCAGUUAUUUACAUCUUUCCAAUCCCAAUAUAGCAACGUAUAUCGAAACAUGGCACAACGAGCCAAUGCCAUUUGACGAUGUUGAACCUCCUCAAAUAAACAACAAACUCCACAAUGGUAAUUUGAGGAAUGGACGAGAGUUGCCUCUACUGUUGGACAAUGACGACGAAGACUCACUCCAAGGUGGUCAUGCUUUCGGUGCAGCAGGUACUGUGGGUGUUGGUGGAGCUGGCGGAGCUGGAGCUGGAGUGGUUGGAGGAGGAGAAGGAGGAGGAGGUAGAGGAUUGACUGGAGUUGGCGGCUCUAGUGGUGCUCGCGGCUCAUCACGCAGUCAGUGGAUGGAUUUACAAUUGCAUGAAGUGUUUAGAGAUGAUAUCAAGCGAUUCCGGGAUUUGACUAUAUUGCCUAAUAUCGAGCAAAAGGAUUUAUGA